UUUUCGACUAUAAACCGAGCACAUUUCUGUUUUUGUCGUUCACAAAAUUUCAAAUUUGUCCGCUGUGUUUUUUGUUUUAUCAUUAUCAAAAAUUCAUUUUCGAGCGUUUAAAUAGUCAAAAUUAAAUAGCCAUUGUGUUUUUGUGUAACAAGAGGAAAACUUUGCAACUCUGGACCCUUUCCAGCAAUAGCUAAGCAGUUCUAAGCGCAACUUGAAGGAACUGCGAUGUGUGAAAAAGAUUUACAUCUGUUUUGAUAUCUCUCACUUUUCAUUACCACUCGCAUUUGCAGCCCGACUGCCAAUCUACGCCCGGCCGGUGGCGGUUGUGCUGGGGAUACGAUCAUGGCCUGCGAUCAGUACUGCCCGCCAAAGUGCGAUCCUUGUCAGGCACCGGUCGACUAUACGCCGUGCCCGCCAGGGGGCGAUUGUAAUUGUCGUUGUGACUGCGGCGAUUACGCGGGCUGCUGCUAUCAACAGCCGCCACGUACCCAACCCAUCCGUCCGAUGUCGUGUAUUAUGCGCUCGACGGCACCACUUGAGACGGACACGAUAUACAAGCGUUCAUACUUUGCAAAUUGCGGUGACUGUUAUCGUGCAAAACCAAUACGACCAUGCCCAAAUAUAUUAUCAAAUACCGGUCGUAUGGAAUCGUGCACGGUACAAAAAUUGUCAUAUUUGCCGCCAUGUGGACCCGGUCGUACCGCUUCAAUUAGACCACCAGACAAUGGACUGCGCUUUUGUGGGCCACUUUAUGCUAUGACCUCCCAGAAACAUGACUAUGUGCCGAAAGGUUAUAGUAAACGUACGCCUAUACUGCCAAUAAAUGGCAUUUGCAAGCCAUGCGACCCACUAGAGCGUUGCACAAUCAACCGACUGUCAUAUAUGCCAGUAGAUGUAUGCCGGAAUCCUCCACCGAAACCUAUAAUACAAGCGUACAACAUACAACGACCAACCGGUCCUAGUGAAAAAUGUACAAUACAAAAGUUGAGUUAUCUACCUGUUUGUCCAUUGCCUAAGGACCCAAUGCCGUGGGCUGAUAAAGUGCGUUGUAUGCCACCACGGUACGAAAACCUUUGCACAACAUAUAAUCUCAGUUAUCUGCCAAAUUGCUGCACUACCCGUGCGGCUCCCGUUGUACCAAUGCAUAGUAUAAAAACUUUGGGAAGUGAUCGUACUGAUGGUUGUACUGUUUAUAAGCUCAGCUACAUGCCAGUGGAUUCUCGAUGUUGUCGUCCCGAACCGAUACGACCCAGUCCAGGUAUAUGUAUGCCAACGGGAUCUCUGGAAAAAUGCACUGUGCACAAGCUAUCAUACCAACCGAAUUGUUGCGUGGCUCGGGCUCAACCCAUUCGUCCCAAAGAUAAUUGCCUGAAGUCUUGUGGUCCUCUUUAUAAUAUGACAACACAGAAACAUGAUUUUGUACCGAAACCAAUAUGCCGACGUGCUCCUAUACGCCCACAAUCGUUAAUAUGUCGUGCCACUGGCAGCAUGGAUCGUUGCACCAUCAACAAACUGUCCUAUAUGCCGGUAAAUGUUUGUGAAUUCAGACGCCCAGAGCCCAUUAGGCCAAAGCCAGGUGUGUUCCGUACGGAUGGACCUGUCGAAAACUGUACCGUGUAUAAGCUAAGUUAUUUGCCAAAUUGUCCACAACCUCGGCAGUCUAUGCCAUGGGCACAUCAAUCGGCUUAUUGUAAGCCUACCGCACCAAUCGAAAAAUGUACAAUACAAAAACUCAGCUACGGUCCACCUGGUACAUUUUCACGUUGUGGCGGUUGUUACAAUACGAACUGCGGACCCUCAGUCCCUAAAGCGGGCAUAUGCAACUAAUAGCAAACCAUUCUAUUUGAUUUAAGUGUGCAUUCCAUUGAUCAAAGUUUAAUUAUCGCGAAUGUUAGCUACGAUUUGUGUAACUUUAAAUGUAAAAUUAUUUAAGAUUUCACGAUCGCCACAAAUAUAAUAUAUCACAGAAAACGUUUAAAGAAAUCUACACUUACACUAACCACAUUUUUUUUUUAUAUAAGCUAACAUAGAAUUCUAAUCUCACUCCAUUCUACAAACUUCACCAACUUCACUUUAAAACCAAUACAUACAUACAUAUAGGCUCAUCUAAUAGGAAGUACUCGGAAUACUAUAAUUA
Molecule: messenger RNA, 2137 nt
Organism: Ceratitis capitata (Mediterranean fruit fly)
Lineage: Eukaryota; Metazoa; Arthropoda; Insecta; Diptera; Tephritidae
Product: stabilizer of axonemal microtubules 1
Exons: 4
Coding region: 343-1827 (494 amino acids)
Biological process (GO): microtubule anchoring
Cellular component (GO): centriole; ciliary basal body; cytoskeleton
Molecular function (GO): microtubule binding
Source: RefSeq, a predicted model, not a curated record